Molecule: messenger RNA, 2169 nt
Organism: Lucilia cuprina (Australian sheep blowfly)
Lineage: Eukaryota; Metazoa; Arthropoda; Insecta; Diptera; Calliphoridae
Gene: edl
Exons: 2
Coding region: 768-1289 (173 amino acids)
Molecular function (GO): sequence-specific DNA binding
Source: RefSeq, a predicted model, not a curated record
AAGUUAAAACCGUGCGAGAAACAACUAAAAGAUCUCGCGUGUGAAAAAACUAACGAAUAGUUCAAAAAAAUAUAAGAGUUCAACAAAAUAUAAUAAUAAAAAAUUAGACAUACAUUAAUACGCAUGUACAUAAUGUAAACUAAACUACAUUAUUAUAACAAAAAUCAUACACGUUCAGUUGUUUAAUAGUGGAUUAUUUAUACCUACGAAUUAGUUAAAUGCUAAUAAAAAUCACCAAAAUUAGAAUCUGCGAAAUAUAAAUUAACGUAAAGGUGUACCUAACUAUUCACUAUUUAUAAAUAUUCAUCAAUAAAAUAAGUACAAAAUAAAAUUUGCAAAUGAAAAAAAUAAACAACUAGUCCACAACGGAUUAAUAUAUUUUUAAAUAAUAUACAUUCCUACCUUCACCUGUACAAACAUAUCUAUUUAUGUAUAUUUGCAAGUAGAAUAUAACUUAAAAAUUCCGAUGACAAUACAAAUAUUUAAAAACGUGAUACAUUUGUAUGCACAACUUCAAAAUAAUAAUAAUUAUGCUUAAGAAAUCAAAUUGUUAAAAAUAUCUUAGGAUAAACGUUAGACAACACCUUUUUAUUUCCAACAAUUUACCAAUUAAACUAUAUUUACCGAGAAAAUAGUUUGAAAUUUGAUAAUCUCCAAUGAAUCUUAGUAUCUGUAUACGAUAACAUUACAUACGCAUUUGGAAAUCACAAUCAGAAGUGUUUUGUAAAAUAUUGUUUCAACGAUCUGCCAAUAUUUCUACAAACGAGAUGGAAGUUGAAUCUUCAUAUUCAAAAUAUGCAGGCCGAGUGCCACCUUUGGAUUUGUCAGAGGUUAAUUCGAUUUGCUCCACAGAUUCAGAUUUAGAUGAGAUGUGGUCUUCAAAGAUAGAAUUUAUCACGUCACCAGCUCAUCAUGUAAGAAGAAAUUGCAACAUUAAUCAUCCAUACUAUGACCUACAUCGAAAGCAAUAUCAUAAUAUUCAAAGACACCCGCCAAAGAAUACAAACUUUACAAGAACUGACAUACUGAAUGGUAUGUCCAGCUAUGAUGAUCUGCCUUUAGAUCCUCGAGACUGGACACGAACUGAUGUGCGGAAAUGGCUUAUUUAUAUGGCAGUUUCGGAGGGACUGGAAGUAACAUCAGAAUUGACACAUAAAUUUCCAAUGAACGGAAAGGCCUUAUGUUUAAUGAGUUUGGACAUGUAUUUAAGUCGUGUACCUGUAGGCGGUAAAAUGUUAUAUCGUGAUUUUAGAGUCCGUUUAGCGAAAGCUAUGUCAUACCAGUCAUAACAUAAAUAAUGCAAACAUAAUAUGUAAAAAGUAUAAUUUCAAAUAAAUGUUUUUUAGGUGUAUUAGUAUUGUAAUAAUUUAUUUUAAUUUAAUAAGAAUAAAAUGUAUAUAUAACUGCUUUAGCAAAUUGCAAAACAAUAAUUUUUGAGUAUAAUUAACCAAAUACUCGUUAUCCUAUUAUUUUUAAGAUACUUAAUUAUUUAAUCAUUUUUAAUUGCAGAUAAUUUAUUUUGUUAUGGAAAAGAAAAUGUCUACAUAUGUAUGUACAUAUCGUCACCUGAAACGCAAACGGCCCUAACUAACAAAAAAUUCAAAAUCGAUAUUAUAGUUGAUUUUAAUGCAAAUAGGACCAUAUUUUGGUUAAAACCGUAAUUUAUUUGACAUCAUUUCCUAAGUUGAUUAAGCCUUGUCCGACCCCUCGGGUAUCACCAAUAUUUUUGUGCGUUUCAAAUAUCCGCACAAAGGUAAUACCCUCUUUAGAAGUCAUAACAAAUGUCUACAGGUUAAUUUGGACUUCUCCACAAAAAAAACAAAAGGCUCCAUCUACAAAAUCAUUUAAAUAUUAAAGGUAAAAGGUCCAAUUUCUUCAUUUGUAUAUACGCAAUUGUAAACUAUCAUAAGAACUGAUAGGUUUUACUGUUAAACCAUGUGGUUAUUUUCUACAAAAUAAAUCGCGUUGAUAUAAACAAACUUUUUAAUUUAAAUCGUUUAUAACUUCUCCAGUAAAAUUUUAAAAAUCUUAAAUAGGAUCGUUUGCGUUUUAGAUGACGAUAUGCACCAUUUUAUAAAUUAUAAUUGUAUUUUAUGUGUAUACUACCAAAAAACAAUAUGAUUUAACAAUAUUAACCAUAUAAAAGAUUAAUAAAAGAAAAAUAUUCUU